Messenger RNA from Tetrahymena thermophila SB210, 1533 nucleotides. RefSeq names its product histidine acid phosphatase family protein. The record is from RefSeq and is a predicted model, not a curated record. Gene Ontology annotation, molecular function: phosphatase activity. Lineage: Eukaryota; Ciliophora; Oligohymenophorea; Hymenostomatida; Tetrahymenidae. Gene Ontology annotation, biological process: dephosphorylation. The transcript has 2 exons.
UAUUACAAAUUUAAUAUUUUUAAAUAAGUAUUUAUUUAUUUAUAAUUAAUUAAUCAAAAUUCUCUUCAAAAGAAUCAAAAUUAGAUGAAACAAUUCAGUUUGAUAUUUGUACUAAUUAUAUUGUCUAUCAGCUAAUCCCAAGCAAAACUAAAGAUAGUAGCUGAAAUUUAUCGUCAUGGUGCAAGAGGAACUUUAUCGAGCUAUUACGACGGUAAUUCUUAACCUGAUAUCGCGGGGGAGUUAACAGCAACCGGCUAAAGGCAACAUUACAAUUUAGGAUAAUUCUUGAGAGAAGAAUAUGUAAAUAAAACUAAUUUUAUGCCUGAGUAGUAUAACCACUCUUUAAUCUAUGUCAGAGCUGAUGAUUUUAAUAGAACUAUCAUGAGUGCCUACAGUCAUUUCUAAGGAUUCUAUCCUCAAGGCUUUGGAGCUUAGUUACCAUCUAAUCUUUCUUAUGACUACACUUUACCACCCUUUAGAUCUCCAGAUAUUAACAUUGAUGCAUCAAAAAGCUUAGGAAUUAAUGCUCUACCCAAUCAAAUAUAAGUAUUGCCUGUCCAUGUUAUCAGCACAUAAACAGAUUUCAUAUUUUUAGCUUAAGAUAUUUGUCCUAACUAUGGAAAAUAUUCAAAUGAUUAUCAUUAAGAAAAGACUCAAGUCUAUAAUUUUGUUAACUCAUAAAUGUCAUAAACUUUAUAGCAGUUGACUCAAAUCUUUAACUAAACAAUAUCAAGUGUAGAUGAUGCUUAUUCAUUAACUGAUGUUAUUUAUUGCGAUACAAACAACGGUAGAUAUGUUCCUCCUAUUCCUAGUGAGGUUGAAGCUAAUCUUACUUUUAUUUAUAAUUUCUUCUCAUUUUAUGAAGGUUUAAAGGAGGUUAAAGUAGCUACAUAGCCUUAUUUCGAGGAAAUAUUUGGAUAUUUUGAUUAGAUUAUAGCAGGAAAUUCAUCACUAAAAUGGAUCAGUCACAGUGGGCACGAUACCAACAUUGGUCCUUUACUUUAAGCCCUAAACUUGUCUUCUAUUGAAUGUUAACUUAACCAAUUCUACAAAUAAGGUUAAUCCUUCCUUAAUUGUGCUGAUGGUCCUCACUUUGCUUCACACAUAUUGUUUGAAAUUCACGAAUAAGAAGAAAAUGUUAUAAAUGAUAAAUCUUAACUUUACGUCAGAGUUAGAUAUAAUGGUCAAUAUAUGAAUUUAUGUGAUAGAAAUUCUACUUAAUGUAGCUAUUUAGAAUUUGAAAGUAGGAUUAAAUAAUAGUUUGAAAACUAUAAUUUAUUAUGUGGUAUGCAAACGGAUGUAUUCAAUAACCCUUAAAUAUUGAGUCAAAAUAUUGGCGUUGAAGAAGAUGAAGAAUACUCCUACAAAUUGAAUGUUUUCUAAAUACUUAUUCCUGUAUUUGUUUAAAUAUUUAGUGUUUUGAUUCUCUUUUAUGCUUUCAAAAAGAUCUAACUAUAACAAAAAGAAAUUAAAGUACUUAGAGAGAGACUAUUAGAAACAGGAACAUUUGAAUAUUAAUAAUAAAUAGAUUGA